UACUGAUAUAAUAAUAUUCUCAUUUCUUUGCCCUUCCAUAAGAAGAGGUCAAGUUUUAAAGCCAUGAAAAUCGUGGAUUUCUAUGUCAGUGUCUUACUCUGAUUCUAAAAUAACAUUUUGGGGGGUUUUGCUGGUAAAAAUCUACCUGAAUGAGAAAGAAUACAUAGACUCAACAGUGAGCUGCGGUGACCUUUCAGGUGAAGUGCUCGUGGACCUUCUGCUAUCUCAGGUAGGCUUCAAGUGUGUCAGAUUUAAGCCCACACGUGUGUGUCUUUAAAUGUUAAGUACAGAGUUCUGAGGGGUCUGAAGCUUAUGCAACUCGCGGAGACUUUAGGAAAAUGCAGUGAGCCAGGUGUGGGCCCUCGGGCUGUGCGUGGGAGGGGCCUUGAAGCCUGGCUUCCUUCCCUUCCUGGAAAAUCCACCUGAUUAACGAGACAGACCGGAAUUUAUAAACACGCGUCUCCUUCUCUGACUUCUGACGGAUAUACAUGCGUGUCGUCUCGUGUUUGCAAAGAUGAGUCAGUCCAGCCUGUGACUGGUGCCGGGUUUGGGUCGGAACCACGGGCAAGUGCUGUUCUUUAGUCAUCGCCCCCUUUGGCGGGGCCGGCGUUGUUUGUGGCUGUCAUGGGCUGCCGUAAAGAACCUACGCAAGCAAAACACUGAUGACAUUUUCAGGUAAAACUUCAAGGCCAGUUUAGUCACUCAGCUUUUCCCCUGCGUGUGAGGCGCACGCACUGUGGCUGCGAGCUGAGGCUGUGAAGCUUCUCAAGGAAGUAGCUGCGGUAAAGCAGCCAGGAGGGGGGGUGCCGCCCCCUGAGAUGGCCUUCGAGGCUGUGGCUUGCAGGCUUUGAGAACCUCUGCAGUUUCCCCUCAGAGUCGGGCAGCGGUGAUGACAGGCACAGCCGCAGCACAGGUGCUGCCGCGAUUGGCACAUUUCCACUCUGCUGUCAUAUUCUCCCCCAUCCCAGUGAGGGGUGAAACUUUGUUUCCUUUGAUCUGAUGACCAGAGAUGAUAGGACGAUUGGGCGAAAGAGCCAGGAAGCACCGCCCGCAAGUAAACACUGUCUGCCUUUCCACCCUCUUUCUUCUCGCCCUCGGUUUUGCAUUUCUCGUGCUUUCCCCCUUGCCAGAUCUAAAAGCCCAAGUCGAGGCUUGCUGUCAGGCCGAGGAGAGCAAGCGUCCUUUCACACCUCCAGCGCAGGACAGCACCCCAGAGAGCUGCCCCCCGGGCGGAAGCCCUUUCUGCUCUCCCCCUGCAGAGUGACCCACACCUCCCUCCGAGCGUUCUCCUUCUCUGCAGAUCCUUCCACCACGUGACCAUUUAUCUGUCCGCAAGUCCACCUUCUGGCUGAAUCUGCAGUUCUUGAAUGCAGAGUUUGGUCCUGCCUGUUCUUAGACCUGCCAUCCCUGGCCCGUGCUCGGCACAAAGAAGGCCAGGGAAGUCGGUGUUGUCGAGCUGAUGCGCUAAAGACCAUCGCACACUGCGAGUCUGGAUGCCCCGUCCAGCUGGGCUGCAGCCGGCUGGAUAAGACAAGUGGAAGCACCUGGAUUGAGGUGUCCCCACGGCCGCCGCCUCCUGCUCCAGAGAAUGGCUUAGUUCCCGCUCUCAGGCCUCUCUGAAGGCGAAGACAGAACCUUACAAGGAACACUUUCGGGUCCUGCUUGCUUUGUUCCAGCCCUUGCUCUAGGGCUGUGCCUGGAUGACUCAUUGAGUUCCCAAAACAGGCUUAGGAAACAGGGAUCACUUUCCCGUGUCACGGAGGAGGAGGAUUUCUGGAGGCAGAAGCUUUCGACAGUGAGUAGAGACUCAGAGCCUGGGGAGCUGAGAUCUGCUAAUUCCAUCUGUUCAUCUGUAAACUGGAAACCAAGACUUAGCCGCUGGUGGCACAGUGAGGUACCAGCAGGGCUGGGUAAGAGUCCAAAGUCCUUGUCACUUUGUGCUUUCCCACCAUCCAGAUAGGAAGCUUUUGGAGGGCAGGUACUUGUGGGUGCUUUACUGGAGACUGGAGGCCAAGAGCAUACCUUUUCAGAACUCCGGGGUUUUCUACUCCUCAUGCAACCUCUGCAACUGGGAUAAGCAAUAUAUUUCAAUUUUAUCUUACAAUAGAGAAACUGACAGAUACAGAAUUCCUUAAGCCAGUAGUUCUUUGUAUGUAAGCCCAGGAAGUUGGAUGGGGAACAAAAUUACAUCUUUAUUUUCAUUCAACCUUAAAAUUCAGCAUUUUCUUAAAUUAGGAAUAUAGGCAAAAAACUACAGUAGAACCAGCAGGACUUGUGACUCAUCAUCAGUAGAAAUCACAGAUAUUUUCAUGCCACAUUACAUGUUGUAGAUAUCUCAAAAUAUUGUUUGUACUCAUCACUACUUUGAAAUUAUGGCAGAUCACUGCUAGGUCUUAUUAUUUUCAUGCACCAAUGAGCACAUAUGUUGCUAUAUUACAGUUUAAAAAAUAUUUCAGUAUAAUUAACUUCCUCUGUAACCCAAUGUAUUUUAUUUCAUGCAUUUAAAUACAAAGGCUUCACUAGACUACCAAAGAUUAAGAAAAAAGGUUAAGAAUCUUUGUUUAAAGAGAAUGUUACAUUAGGGCUCUAUUAACCUCUCAUUCACUAAUUUGCUAUGGAUCAUAAGUUAAUAUAAUAUGGACGUCUUUUGAAGCCCAGUAAGGGGAGUUCAGCUCCUAAAACAUUGAAAGGACAGUUUAUUACUAAGGGAUUCACAUAGAUUUAAUAACAAAGAUGGCAUUAUAGAAAGUAUAUUGAUUCAAUCUACAUUUUCUGGAUAAAAUGAUAUAUGCAGAACUUUUCAACUGUCAUUAAAUGGAAAUAAAACUUGAUGCGUAGGGCAGUUCAUGAAAACUAUUAAAGACCAUAAAUAAUUGAUAGGCUGAGGUUGUGCUAAUGCCACUUCAUACCUCCCUAACUGAUUAAAGUUUUUGCGAGUUCUGAAGUUAACUGUAAAAACAAUAGCUAACAGUUGAGAAUGUCAUUUUUCUAGCAUCUUCUCAAUUAGGGUGAUACACAUUAAACAUAAACCCUUAUACCCUCUGGCCACUGAAGAUACAGAAUUCAUAUUAGGAAAACUCAAGGUUGGAAGUUUGAGGCUUUUAGAAAUAUGAGGCUUAUUUAAUAAAAAUUAAAAUCUUACAUCAUCACCACCACAGAAAAUGCAAAAGUUUGUCUGUGUAGGACAUUUUGUCUUUUUUGAAAUAACGCUAUAGAAAUACUCAUGCCAGGAAAAAUGUUGCUGGUUUUUGUUGUUGUCUUUACUACAGGUAUUGAGCAGGCUGGGCUUUCGUGAUCAUUCCUUCUGCUCCGGAAACAUUUUAGGUGGAAAGGUCGCUCCCAUAAAUCACUGAUACUCUUAUUGGUAUUUGUAAGUUUCUUCAGUUGGGUAUUACUUCUGCUUUGCAGAAAUUAUCUGCUUGGAGCCAUGCAUAAUUUAUAACAAUCUCUGGCGAGGCCUCAGAAAACAAGAUAAGCUUUUGUUGCAGAUGGAUGUCCGAGGCUGUGACAGAACCCAGUGAAAACACUGCCUGGGUGGCACGAGGCUCUGCCAGCGGUGACUCCAGCAGAGGGACAGCCUCUUGGGGCUUCCUUCUCUUGAGGAGUGUGACACACAUAAAAAGGAAAAAGGAGACACAAGCAACACACAGUUGCCAAAGAAAUAGGAGAGGGAGCUCUUCAGAGAACGCAGGGCUGCAGCGGACUCCAUGCUCGUGCGCAGGAGGAAAUGGCCCAAGAAGUAAAUCUGAAUUCCCUGAAGGAGUUGGAGCGCGAGGCCAUUCUCCAGGUCCUGUACCGAGAUCGGGUGGUCCAAAACACAGAGGAGGAGAGGAUACGGAAACUGAAAACGCAGCUGCAGCACCUGCGAUGGAAAGGGGCGAAGAGCGCCAGCCAGGAGUACAAAGAGAAGUCCUGUGCCCGCUGCCAGCGGGUGCUGGGGCGGCUGCUGCACCGGGGGGCCGUGUGCCGGGGCUGCAGCCACCGCGUGUGCUCCGAGUGCCGGGUGUUCCUGAGGGGGACGCACGUCUGGAAGUGCACCGUGUGCUUCGAGGAUAGAAAUGUGAAAAUAAAAACUGGAGAAUGGUUCUAUGAGGAACGAGCUAAGAAAUUUCCAACUGAAGGCAAGCAGGAGACAGCUGGGGCAAAGCUCUUGCAAUCUUAUCAGAAGUUGAGCAAAAUUUCUGUGGUUCCUCCUACGCCACCUCCCCUCAGUGAGAGCCAGUGUGGCCGCAGCCCUUGCAGGUUACAGGAACUUGGUCAGUUUAAAGGAUUUAAUAAGUCCGUGGAAAAUUUGUUUCUCUCUGUUACCACCCACAUGAAAAAGCUCUCCAAGUCCCAGAAUGACAUGACUUCUGAGAAGCAUCUUCUGGCCACGGGCCCCAGGCAGUGUGCAGGCCGGACGGAGAGACGGAGCCAGUCUGACACUGCUGUCAACGUCACCACCAGGAAGGUCACUGCAGCAGACGUUCUGAAGCCUCUCAAGCAAGAGGACCCCAGAUAUGCUACUCUCCCUGUCGUGAAGCGAGGGCAUCUCUCCGCCAGUCCCACACCCGGCGGGUCGUUCUCUGGAGGCUCAAGACACGGAAGUUUAAUUAGCAUUAACAGCACCUGUACAGAGAUGGGCAAUUUUGACAACGCUAAUGUCACUGGAGAAAUCGAAUUUGCCAUUGGUUAUUGCUUUAAAACGCAUUCUUUAGAAAUAUGCAUCAAGGCCUGUAAAAACCUUGCCUAUGGAGAAGAAAAGAAGAAAAAGUGCAAUCCGUACGUAAAGACCUACCUGCUGCCUGACAGAUCCUCCCAGGGAAAACGCAAGACUGGAGUGCAAAGGAACACGGUGGACCCGAGCUUUCAGGAGACCUUGAAGUACCAGGUGGACCCCGCCCAGCUGGGGACGCGGCGGCUGCAGGUCUCCGUGUGGCACCUGGGCACACUCGCCCGGAGAGCGUUUCUUGGAGAAGUGAUCAUUCCCCUGGCCACGUGGGACUUCGAAGACAGCGCGACACGGUCUUUCCGCUGGUAUCCGCUCAGGGCCAAGGCUGAGAAAUGCGAAGAUGGCGUUCCUCAGAAUAAUGGAGAACUUGCAGUCCGGGCUAAGUUGGUCCUCCCUGCAGGACCCAGAAAACUCCAGGAGGCUCAAGAAGGGACAGAUCAGCCAUCACUUAAUGGUCAACUCUGUUUGGUAGUGCUGGGAGCCAAGAAUUUACCUGUGCGGUCAGAUGGUACCUUGAACUCAUUCGUGAAGGGUUGUCUCACCCUGCCUGACCAACAAAAGCUGAGGCUGAAGUCCCCAGUCCUGAAGAAGCAGGCUUGUCCCCAAUGGAAACACUCCUUUGUCUUCAGUGGUGUGACCACGUCUCAGCUGAGGCAGUCAAGCUUGGAGCUGACGGUCUGGGACCAGGCCGUCUUUGGCGUGAACGACCGCCUGCUGGGGGCAGCCAGACUUGGUUCAAAGGGAGAGGCGCUUGGUGGCAUGGAUUCGUGCUCACAAUCAAAGCUUCAAUGGCAGAAAGUUCUUUCCAGCCCCAACUUGUGGACUGACAUGACACUUGUCCUGCACUGAGGUGAAGGGGUGAGAAGCGCUGAGUGCCUGUGAGGGGCUAGGAACUGGGCGUGGGGCCACAGCUGGGUAAGACCCUCUCGACAAGCAGUCUCCACCUGCAGUCAUGUGGCUAAAGCAGCCAUCGGUAUCUUUGUCUAUUUAAUUUGAGACAUGGAAAAUGGCCAGAUUUCAAUAAAUGUUCAGUUGCUGUGUCUCCCAGACCUUGUCAAGUAGUGACAACUACAGCUUUGUCACGUGCACUUGGAAGAGGAGGCGGCGGCUGGUGAUUAAGAUCCUGCCUCCUCUCCUGUGGACAGUCGUUUCCAGAGCUGGCCGGCCCACAGGGUGUGGGAGACCAGGCUGCUCUGUGGCGGGCCGCCCAGCCCUUCUAUUUAUAGGUCUGCGGUGUGGGAUUCAUGUGCACGUGACAGCUUAACCGACAGGGAGAAAGCACGUGAGUGAGCAGAACCAAUGGCACAUGGAAACUGAUGUCCUCACGGCUUUUCAAGGCUGUGGGAUGGAACCAGAGCAAAGUUCUUCUGGUGGAAAUGCAGAGAUGCACAGACCAGAGUCCCUUCGUGGCUGGAGUCUGAAUGGUCAUUAUAGUGUUUUGUGUAUUUUCCAAACAAGUAGCUUUGACAGAAAACUGGAGUGUGCAUAGUCAAUUACAUGCACAAAGAACACUAAAUCAUUUUUACAGAUGUGAUUAUAGCAGUUAAUCAGCUUAUCACUGCCCUCACAUCAGAUCAAGUGCUGUGGUUACAUGGUUUUAAUAGGUAAUUCUUUUAUUAUUCUGUAAAAGGUAACAAAAUAUACAGAAGGAAACUUUCCCUUUUUAAAACUAAUGUUACAAACCCACGUUAUCACUUAUAAAUACUAUACUCUAGAGCCGAUCAUUAAUUAGGCAUAAGUCCAACAAUGUAUUCUUCUGUUAAGCAAACCCCCAAAAAAAA
Messenger RNA from Lemur catta (Ring-tailed lemur), 6492 nucleotides. It is a transcript of the gene SYTL3, whose product is annotated as synaptotagmin like 3. The record is from RefSeq and is a predicted model, not a curated record. The coding region runs from base 3728 to 5560 and encodes 610 amino acids. Gene Ontology annotation, molecular function: small GTPase binding; neurexin family protein binding. The transcript has 17 exons. Lineage: Eukaryota; Metazoa; Chordata; Mammalia; Primates; Lemuridae. Gene Ontology annotation, cellular component: plasma membrane; exocytic vesicle. Gene Ontology annotation, biological process: intracellular protein transport; exocytosis.